GAGCUAAAAAGUCAAGGUCGCGCGGAGAUAAGUAAAAACCCUAAAAAACACUGGCACACGAAAAAACACACACACUGACUUUGGCAGCGCUUCUCCUCUUCUUCCUUGCGGUUGCGUCGAUCUACGAGGGGGGCUUCUUAGCCCUCUCUCUCUCACUCUCUGGGCUGCAAUUUUAGGUGAUUUGUCUUCAGAUGGAAGCAUUGCUUGCUUGACUGACGCCUUUGUCUCAAAAGGAUUGGGAAUUUCUGGUUUUUGAGGGCUUGGAAAUUCAGAGAGUAGCCUUUCACUCCGCGAUAUUCCAUCACCAUGAUUGCCACAGAAACUAUAGUACCCAAUAGAAAAUUGAAGAUCAAGUUCUCAACCAAAAGGAUAGAAGUUGAUUCUGGCCCAAAAUGUGAGUUUGAACAGCAAGUGUCUCACAUUGAUGAAAGUAGGUGCUGUAAAUCAAAUGAAAAAUCCUCUCUGCCAGAUUCCAACAAGAGGGGACCAGCAGAAAGUACUGAGGGCCAGACAGAGAAAAGGCAGAAGAUUGACAGGAAAGGGUCACUGCAGUGUGCUACAAUUCUGAAGAGUUUAAUAUCUCAUCCAUAUAGUUGGGUGUUCAGUAAGCCAGUGGAUCCUGUGGCAUUGAAUAUUCCAGAUUAUUUUACAAUCAUAUCUCGGCCAAUGGAUUUGGGCACUAUUAAAUCCAAGCUGGAGAAAAAUAUUUAUUCUGGCGCUGAAGAGUUUGCUGCUGAUGUCAGACUGACCUUUUCAAAUGCCAUGACAUAUAAUCCUCCUGGUAAUGAUGUUCAUUUGAUGGCGAAGGAACUGAGGAAAGUAUUUGAUAGGAAAUGGAAAGACUUGGAUAAGAAAUGGAAGUGUGAAGAUGAGCAUGGGAAAAGUGUGACUGGAACAAUUAAGGAAACUGUUAGAAGAAGUCUUAAUGGGACACAUCCACGGCAUAAAGAUACUUUGCCCAAAAAGUCACAAGUAUCUGAACACAAAGGAAUACAUAAGAUUAGUUCAUUGGCAGCAAGAGAUGCUAGAGUGGUGGUACCUAAAUUAUCACAGAUUCCUUUCAAAUUGAUUGAGAAGGACUUGCACAAAGGCAGCAAAGGUAACCAUGAUGGGGAACAGCCUCCUGGCUCUGUAAAGGCCUGUUCUUCAUUGCGACUUGUCACACGCAAGUGUAGCAUUUGUGGUGACAUCACAUGCCAUUGUGUAAUUCCUAGCAAUUCAACUCAAGUGUCAUCAGAUGUGUCAUCUGAUGGAUGUGAAGGAAGGGAGGACCUAUCUGCUCGUGGUGCUGAUGCUUUGAGACAGGACUGCUCUACUAAAUGUACGUCACCUACAGGGAAGAAAUCUGAUCCUGAUUCUGAUGGUGCUGUAAGUUCUUUGGAUAGUGAACAUGUAUGUUCUAGUUCCGAGCUUGUAACUCCUGCUACUGAUGCCUCCUCGGUGGAAGUAUGGAGUACGCCUGUUUUUCCUGCACAGUUGUCUCCUAAAAAGGCUCUUCGCGCUGCCAUGCUUAAAAGUCGCUUUGCAGAUACCAUCUUGAAAGCACAACAAAAGACUCUUCUUGAACAUGGUGAUAAAGGUGAUCCUCUAAAAAUGCAGCUGGAAAAGGAGAGAUUGGAAAGGAUUCAGCGUGAAGAAAGAGCUAGGAUUGAAGCCCAAAUCAAAACUGCUGAAGCUGCUGCUAGAAUGAGGGCUGAGGAAGAGUUGAGACAACGAAGAGAAAAGGAAAGAGAAGCUGCACGAGCUGCAAUAGAGAAGAUGAAAAGAACCGUUGAGAUAGAACAUAAUAUGGAGAUCAUUAAAGAACUGGAAAGUUUGAGUGGCUGUACACUAUCUUAUAAGGCCGUAGGUGGUAGAAAUGGCUACAAAGUUGCAAUGGAGACGUUGGAUAAACCUCUGAUUGAGAACCCAUUGGAGCGGCUUGGUUUGUUUAUCAAGGAUGAAUAUACCGCAGAUGAAGAUGAGGAGGUUUUGAACGGAGGCUGGGAAGAAGGCGAAAUUUUUUAGCGACACAACUUGAUGUUGUUCUGCCAGCUCUAAUUGUUUAUAUCCUCUUAGACAGGAAAUCAGAUAAUUAUUGUAAAUGCAUAUAUUGUGGAAUCUAUAUAGUCUGUGAAUUGGGACCUGCAUGGACUUGGGGGACUACCCGCCUGCAAUUUUGUUUUACAUUCUUGAAGCAUUACCAUGAUCAAACAUGGAAGACUCCUGUAGACGGUGUCUUUGAUAGGAAAAGGCUUAAGAUAAAGAUGGCCUAGAAAAAAAUUGGAAAAAAUAUAUACAAAAAAAAUAUUUUGUUCGCAAGUGCAAGCAAUUGCUUCUGGCAGAACCAUGGUAUUUGUAUUAAGAAUUCGUAAGAGAACUGUGUUUAAUUUGUGGCGCCGUGCUGUUUAGUGGUGUAGUUUUUAGUACUAGAUUAAAAAUGUUCCUUUAAAGUGAGUUUAUGUAUGAACCGUAUUUGUUUCAAGGUUUUUUAUUAUAUUAUUAGAAUUAAUGUAAAAAAAUACAGUGUAUUUUAGUUUUUAUUUAAAGUGUAACUUCAGAAAUAGAAAAUCUUAAUGAAUCUGUAAAUCCAUAAUUAGUGUU
Abrus precatorius (Indian licorice) is the source of this 2583-nucleotide messenger RNA. RefSeq names its product transcription factor GTE8. The record is from RefSeq and is a predicted model, not a curated record. Gene Ontology annotation, molecular function: protein binding. Bases 307 to 2007 code for a protein of 566 amino acids. Lineage: Eukaryota; Viridiplantae; Streptophyta; Magnoliopsida; Fabales; Fabaceae. The transcript has 11 exons.